Lathyrus sativus (Indian pea) is the source of this 1134-nucleotide messenger RNA. The record is from the annotation of a GenBank genome assembly. NCBI's taxonomy places the organism in Eukaryota, Viridiplantae, Streptophyta, Magnoliopsida, Fabales, Fabaceae.
AUGGCAGAAUCUGAAGAUAUUCAACCCUUGGUUUGCGAUAACGGAACCGGAAUGGUUAAGGCUGGAUUUGCAGGAGAUGAUGCACCUAGGGCAGUGUUCCCUAGCAUUGUAGGUCGUCCGCGUCACACUGGAGUAAUGGUUGGAAUGGGACAAAAAGAUGCGUAUGUUGGUGAUGAAGCACAAUCCAAAAGAGGUAUUUUGACUCUGAAGUACCCAAUUGAGCAUGGAAUUGUUAGUAAUUGGGAUGAUAUGGAGAAGAUCUGGCAUCACACUUUCUACAAUGAACUUCGUGUUGCGCCUGAAGAACAUCCGGUUCUUCUCACUGAAGCGCCGCUUAACCCUAAGGCUAAUCGUGAGAAAAUGACUCAGAUCAUGUUUGAGACGUUCAAUACUCCGGCCAUGUAUGUUGCUAUUCAAGCUGUGCUUUCUCUUUAUGCUAGUGGCCGUACAACUGGUAUUGUUCUGGAUUCUGGGGAUGGUGUUAGUCACACAGUUCCAAUUUAUGAGGGUUAUGCACUUCCACACGCGAUCCUUCGAUUGGAUCUUGCAGGGCGUGAUCUAACUGACGGGUUGAUGAAGAUUUUAACUGAGCGUGGCUACACUUUCACCACUUCUGCAGAGCGGGAAAUUGUGAGGGAUAUGAAGGAGAAACUGGCUUAUAUUGCUCUGGAUUAUGAGCAGGAGUUGGAGACCGCUAAGACUAGCUCAGCUGUUGAGAAGACCUAUGAGUUACCUGAUGGACAGGUGAUCACAAUUGGCGCUGAAAGAUUCCGAUGCCCUGAAGUUCUGUUCCAGCCAUCGAUGAUCGGGAUGGAAUCUCCUGGUAUCCAUGAGACAACAUUUAACUCAAUUAUGAAGUGUGAUGUUGACAUUAGGAAGGAUCUCUAUGGUAACAUUGUUUUGAGUGGUGGUUCCACAAUGUUCCCUGGUAUUGCUGAUAGGAUGAGCAAGGAAAUUACUGCAUUGGCACCUAGUAGCAUGAAAAUCAAGGUUGUAGCACCACCAGAGAGGAAGUACAGUGUCUGGAUCGGAGGCUCCAUUUUGGCAUCCCUCAGCACUUUCCAACAGAUGUGGAUUGCAAAGGCAGAAUAUGAUGAAUCCGGGCCAUCAAUAGUACACAGGAAAUGCUUCUAA